This is a messenger RNA of Macrobrachium nipponense, 757 nucleotides long. Its product is annotated as protein KRI1 homolog. The coding region runs from base 1 to 585 and encodes 194 amino acids. NCBI's taxonomy places the organism in Eukaryota, Metazoa, Arthropoda, Malacostraca, Decapoda, Palaemonidae. The record is from RefSeq and is a predicted model, not a curated record. The transcript has 4 exons.
AUGACCUCGAGCCUCAACGCCGUUCCGUGCGGCCUCGUGUGGACGAGUGUUCAAGGACCACAAUAUUUGCCCCCAAUAUCCAUUCGAGGGUCACAUCCUGAAAGUGAGCUCAAAUUUAGUGGUUUUAGUGCGUAUGAGGGGGAAUCUGAGAAGGAGGAGGAGAAGGAGGAGAUAACGUCAUCUAGUUUUGUCGCCGAUGACGACACAGAAAGCAAGGGCCUAAGUGCGGGAGAUGGGCCACCCACCAACCCAGAAUUUGAUCGUGAGUUUUUGAUGUCAAUUGGGACAAUUUACAAGCAUAAGACUGGAGAUGUGGAUGUAAAAGAUGUUCAGUUUUUCACUGGUGAUUAUAGAGUUGAGAAAGAGAAGGAAGAAAAGCCAAUGACUUUGAAAGAUUUUGAGCGUCAUGUAAUUGUAGAGCGCAAAGGAAAGUUUGAGGAAGAUGAGGUGAAUGCUGAAGAGAAUGGAACUGCAGUUCCAAAGAGUUUGAAAAAAUCAAGUUUGAUGAUGGACUUGAUGACAGUGAUGAUGACGACAGUGAUGGACUGCUUACAUCAGGUCUUUUCAAGCCCAAAGAAGAUAUGAGUGAGGAGACUCAGGAACCUCCAAAGAAUGAAGCUGUAGAAUUUGUUAAAGGUAAAAAAUCUGCAUUAGGUGAUGAAAAACAACAGAACAUACUAGAAACUGUAAAAACUGUAUGGAGCAGUGACAAGUUGUCCAAAAAAGAUAAAUGGUUGGUUGACUUUUUCCUCAAUGA